AACUGCAGAGUGCAUUUAGAUUUUUAUUUAAUUUUACUUAUCAAGUGUAAUAAAAUGCAUUUUUAUCUCGUACUUUCAGUUAGUUCCUUAGUUUUUGAUUACAUUUUCGCAGAGACGACGAAGGAACCCGGGAAUGAAGAGAAGCCAAGUGUACAUAACCUUCCAAUUCCAAUGUCUGCGCCAGUCCCAUGGGGUGACAGCUAUCAUAUAAACUCUUUAUGGGCGUUCCGUCCUGCCUCCCGAUUUGUGGGCACGGAUGAUGAUUCAGCGCCGCGGCGGGUCGUCGUGCGUCAGCCACACUCCUUGACAAGAAUUGCCAAAACACUCACCGAUGGUUUCAAUCCAUAUUUUCAAAAGGGAUAUUUCGAACCGUUUGAACGACGACCGAAACCAGUAACCCUUGUUGGAUUACGGAAAAAUGGACUUUUUUCAAGGCAAAAUAUUCCACAGAUGAGCAGCACGUCAUCCGAAGUCGCCGAGCUUCAGUCUCCAUUCAAUGAUGUCAGUAAUUUUUGGAUAGAAUCUGAAAACCCUUAAGAAUAAAAUAUUGACUUUACUUACAAGAAUCAUUGAAAAUGACUGAUAGUGUUAUGGUAGUAGGUAGUAGAUAGUACAGUAAGUCACAAACGCAAGUAAUUCAAUCACUUGAAAUAGGAAAAUCUAUCCUUAAUUAAAUUCAAAGGUUUUUAGAUUUAACUGUGUAUGUAAUGUUUCUUCCUUUAAAGCUCCUAUUUUUCUAUUUUACAAAGGAUUUUACAGAUAUCUUGGAUACUUUAAUAUCAUUUUUAUUUUUUAUUUUAAAUAUACCUACCUACCUAUCUGAACCAAAACGGAAUCAGAAUCAUAUUAAUAGAUUUUUACUAAAUAAAAUAUUGCAUUUUUAUUUAUUCAAACUUUCAGAGGAAGCGUACGAGUCCACCUAUGUACGUUAUUCUUACUUAUCGUGCUCGCAGAUUUAUUGCCCCUAAACCGAAAUGGGAGAAUGUUGAAAUAACGACAAAAUUGUAAUGGUGUAAUCAAAUACCAAGUGCGAGUGACUAUCAAAGCUUAUUUUGAUAUUAUGAUUUUUUAUCUGAAGUCAUGUUUGUUGUUAUUUUCAUUUUUCGUAUCAAUUUAUUGUUACUCUGAUGUUACCAAUGAGGGAUCAGACGAGAACGAUGCGUUGAAGCAAGCUUUAUAUUUAGUGGACCUACUUAAAACAGGUGAGGGACAUGGCAACUGAAAAUUGAUUUCCUGAAAUUUAAUUAGAUCUUUGAAUUUUAACGAGAAUUAUGUGUAUUAAGAAUAUGUGAAGGUUUUGCGGGAAAACAUGCAGUACCGACUGGCUGACAAGAAAUAUCACAAGCUGGAGUCGAAUGCGCACGCACCGGACGUAUUGGAAACCCCAAAUAAAGAUGCAGAUGACGAAAUGGAUAAUUUCCCAAGGAAUUACAGAAGAAGUUACGUCCAUUCACGACGCGAAGAUGAUAACAGCACAUCAACAAAUCAGACCGACUCCACAGCCUCGAACCAGACAGAUAAUAACAGCGCAUCAACAAAUCAGACCGACUCCACAGCCUCGAACCAGACAGCAAAUAACAAUGCAACGACACCGGCGCCGGCGGCUAGGAAUGACACUACGCCUGCGGGAGGUACUAACAGCACGUCAACAAAACAGACCGUCUCCCCAGCCUCGAACCAGACAGACCCGGAUAAAGGAACAACGAAACACAAAGGAACAACGGAAAAAGAUCCUCCAAACAAAAGAAACACAACCGUGGAACGUAAAAAAAAUACAUCUACUUUAAAAAUACACUUGGCUCGAAGUUCAAGAUUGCCCUUUCCUUUGCCUGAAAAUAAUGCGUUUUGCUUUUAUUCUCCUAAUAGUCCUCUAUGCGGAAGUGUUAUGCGUUAAUAAAUGUUUCUAACUUA
This is a messenger RNA of Pectinophora gossypiella (pink bollworm), 1911 nucleotides long. RefSeq names its product dentin sialophosphoprotein-like. The coding region runs from base 1310 to 1894 and encodes 194 amino acids. NCBI's taxonomy places the organism in Eukaryota, Metazoa, Arthropoda, Insecta, Lepidoptera, Gelechiidae. The record is from RefSeq and is a predicted model, not a curated record. The transcript is spliced from 11 exons.